This is a messenger RNA of Lathyrus sativus (Indian pea), 1221 nucleotides long. Lineage: Eukaryota; Viridiplantae; Streptophyta; Magnoliopsida; Fabales; Fabaceae. The record is from the annotation of a GenBank genome assembly.
AUGGAUGAAAUUGAAAUCGAAAUCGAUGUUCCUUCCCAUUUUCUCUGCCCAAUCUCCCUCCAACUUAUGAAAGAUCCUGUCACUGUUUCAACAGGAAUAACCUACGACAGAGACAACAUAGAAAAAUGGUUAUUUUCAUUCCAAAACAAAACAUGUCCUGUCACAAAACAAACCUUAUUAGAAACCGAUCUUAAUAAUCUCACACCAAACCACACUCUUCGCCGUUUGAUUCAAUCUUGGUGCACUCUUAAUGCUUCAUUUGGUGUUCAACGUAUUCCAACACCAAAAUCACCAAUCGACAGAACACAGAUUCUUAAACUCCUCAAUGAAGCAAAGAAAUUUCCAGAAACACAUCUCAGUUGUCUCGUAAAGCUUCGGUCCAUCGUCGUCGAAAGCGAAAGGAACAAAAAAUGCUUGGAAUCUGCAGGUGCAGUAGAGUUCUUAGCUUCAACCAUGAAAAACAACAAUUCAAGCUCUCUGAGGGAAGCUGCUAUUGAAGUUUUGUUUCAUAUAAACCCUUCUGAAGUUCGCAUUAAGAAUCUCAUAAACAACGAAAGCAUUCAAUUUAUCGAGUCAUUGUUUCAUGUGUUGAAGCUUGGGAGCUGCCAAUCUAGAGGCUAUGCAACAAUGCUAUUGAAAUCGGCAUUCGAAGUAUGCGACCCGAUUCAAUUAAUCGGCGUAAAAAAGGCAAUAUUCGAAGAGGUAACACGAGUGCUUAUUGAUAAGAUUUCACAACAAGCUACAAAAGCUGCAUUGAAGUUACUUGUGGAGCUUUUACCAUGGGGAAGAAACCGAAUAAAAGCGGUCGAAGGCGGCGCGGUUUUAGUCCUCGUGGAGCUUCUUUUCGAUGUUUCCGAAAGAAAGGUUUGUGAAAUGAUUUUGAUAGGUUUAGAUCAGCUUUGCGGUUGUGCUGAAGGUCGUGCGGAGAUGUUGAAUCAUGGAGCAGGAAUCGCUAUUGUCUCGAAGAAAAUUUUGAGGGUUUCGCAUGUUGCAAGUGAUAGAGGUGUUAGAAUUUUGAGUUCUAUUUGUAGGUAUUCUGCAAACUCUAGAGUUUUACAUGAAAUGUUGCAAGUUGGAGGUGUUUCAAAGUUGUGUUUGGUGCUUCAAGUUGAUAGUAAUUUUAAGACAAAAGAGAAGGCUAAGGAGAUUCUUAAAUUGCAUUCAGUUGUUUGGAAGAAUUCUACUUGUAUUCCUGUUCCUUUGUUGUCUUCUUAUCCAUGA